Amphiprion ocellaris (clown anemonefish) is the source of this 1740-nucleotide messenger RNA. It is a transcript of the gene asf1bb, whose product is annotated as anti-silencing function 1Bb histone chaperone. Gene Ontology annotation, cellular component: nucleus. The record is from RefSeq and is a predicted model, not a curated record. Gene Ontology annotation, biological process: DNA replication-dependent chromatin assembly. The coding region runs from base 214 to 813 and encodes 199 amino acids. Lineage: Eukaryota; Metazoa; Chordata; Actinopteri; Pomacentridae. The transcript has 4 exons. Gene Ontology annotation, molecular function: histone binding.
AAGAAGACGAAGGGACGAGCUUCCUGUCGCCGGGUCAGUUUAGUGUUGUUGGAGAAUAAAAGAGUCAAACUGUAACCUACGUCCUCGGUGACAGGCAGGACCCAAAGCGUUUGAUUCAGUCCAGGAACACGACAGUAAAACAGCGCGGAGCAACUCGUUAAACUCGGUUCACGCAAGAAAUUGGUUUUCCAGGUUGCCUCUGAAGACACUGCGAUGGCCAAGGUUCAAGUGUUAAAUGUCGCUGUUCUGGAUAACCCGAGCCCGUUUGGAAACCCGUUUCAGUUUGAAAUAACUUUUGAAUGCAUGGAGGACUUGCCUGAAGAUCUGGAAUGGAAGAUCAUCUACGUGGGUUCAGCUGAGAGCGAGGAAUACGACCAAGUUCUAGACUCCGUUUUAGUUGGCCCGGUACCAGCUGGCAGGCACAUGUUUGUGUUUCAGGCCGAUGCUCCUAACACAGGACUCAUUCCAGAGAGUGACGCUGUUGGGGUGACCGUUGUCCUUAUAACCUGCACCUACCGUGGACAGGAGUUCAUCCGCAUCGGUUACUACGUCAACAAUGAAUACACAGACCCCGAAUUACGGGAAAACCCACCUCUCAAACCAGACUACACUCAGCUCCAGAGGAAUAUUUUGGCCUCCAACCCCCGUGUCACCCGCUUCCAUAUCAACUGGGAGGGCUUAGCAGACAAGAUGGAAGACAGUGAGAAUGUCGACCCAUCCAGCAACAUCAGUGGCAUGCUCCCUCCGUCCUGUAUACCAGAAAAGAUGCCACCUCUUGGACUGAUUGCAGACAACUCCAUGGACUUCAUGUAAGCGCCAUCAGAUUAAUAUAAAACGACCAGCAGCUCUUCUUAUCUAAAUACUCACCCACAUAGCAAAAACACAUUUGGACAAGGAGACCAUGGAUGUAUAUAACAGGAAGCACGGACAGGGCAGUGGGGACUUUAUUUUUAUACAACCAACAAAAAUGGGACGGGUCUGGAACUAUUACCAACUUUCCUCUUACUCUUUCUUUCAACACACUUGUAGAUCAGCACAGCCAGAAUUGCCUUAAUUUAUCAUAUCUCUGUUUUAAAUCAUGUUCAAGCUGAGCUAGAGAGAGUUCGAGUCACCGAGGUGGGACAGGAUCACCAUAUCCCUCAGCCCUGAGACUUAGAAGUCAUACUCAUGCACUGAUUUCGGUAGCCAUGUUGUGAUGUUCAUUUUGUCCUCUUCAGCACUGAUCAAAGCCUUGGGCAGUGCUCUGUAUGUCAGAAUACAGGUAGCAGUAGCCUCUUAUUGUAAAGCAUUUCAUUGUUCUUUGUCUCAUCUGAUGCCUACCUGUGGAUGCAGAUCUUGAGUUGAAAAUAUGGGCAAUGUUCAGGAUGCUGUUGCAAGAAGUAGCUGUAUUCACUGUUACGGUGACCGCUUAUUCAGAGCACAACCAUGCAGUCACAAGUUUAGCCCCUGUGGUUAUCCAAAUUACUUAGUAAACCGGCUUCUUUGAACAUUCCCCAAUUCAGAAACUCUGAUGUGUUCCAUAAAAUGCCUGUCUAAGUGUGCAUGAAACAUGUAGGUAAAGGAGAAAUAGAUGCCAUAUUGCAGUCAUGUUGUGUGGAUGAUUUACUGUAAAUAAUGUUUUCCCAGCGCUUAUUUCGUCCUCAACAGGAGAGGGCAAAUUUUCAUUUUGUACUUACUAUAUAUUCUCUGCCUCAGUAUUUGUACCAACAGUGAUGGGGUCAAUAAAGUUUGUUUUGUUGA